GUCCUUUCCUCAGCUGCCGCUAAGGUGCUCGGUUCUUCCGAGGAAGCUAAGGCCGUGUUGGGGUGAGGCCCUCACUUCAUCCGGCGACUAGCACCGCGCCCGGCAGCGUCCGCUCAGCACUCGCCAGCACCAUGGCCUCCGUCUCGGAGCUCGCCUGCAUUUACUCGGCCCUCAUCUUGCAUGACGAUGAGGUGACGGUCACGGAGGAUAAGAUCAAUGCCCUCAUUAAAGCAGCUGGUGUGAAUGUUGAACCCUUCUGGCCCGGCUUGUUUGCAAAGGCCCUGGCCAACGUCAACAUUGGGAGCCUCAUCUGCAAUGUAGGAGCUGGUGGACCCGCCCCAGCAGCUGGUGCUGCACCAGCAGGAGGUCCUGCUCCUUCCACCACUGCUGCCCCAGCUGAGGAGAAGAAAGUGGAAGCAAAGAAAGAAGAAUCUGAGGAGUCUGAUGAUGACAUGGGCUUUGGUCUUUUUGACUAAACUACUUGUAUAAGCUGCUCAAUAAAAAGCUGAACUCUU
This is a messenger RNA of Neogale vison (American mink), 515 nucleotides long. RefSeq names its product 60S acidic ribosomal protein P1. Gene Ontology annotation, biological process: translational elongation; cytoplasmic translation. The coding region runs from base 132 to 476 and encodes 114 amino acids. Lineage: Eukaryota; Metazoa; Chordata; Mammalia; Carnivora; Mustelidae. The transcript has 4 exons. Gene Ontology annotation, cellular component: cytosolic large ribosomal subunit; ribosome. The record is from RefSeq and is a predicted model, not a curated record. Gene Ontology annotation, molecular function: protein kinase activator activity; ribonucleoprotein complex binding; structural constituent of ribosome.